AUGGCACUACAAGGGAUUUUCUUCAGUUCUCCUCAACUACAAAAGCAAUAUAACGCAGGUAUGGCUUCAAAUCAGUUGUCGUUCUUCUCGGAAAUGUGAAUUACCAUGUGUUAUUUGCUGUUCAUUUAAAGAACAGCUGUGUUUCACGUCGAUAUGGGAGGUCUCAAUACACACCAACCCUUCGGCACUCACUCAACCGAGCGCUUAGACGUUUCUGUAUUAAUAACUUAAUCAGUAGGCUUGUUUAUCCGAUGUCAGUGGGUGCUCUUUCGCCCUGGAGUGCACGCCUUCACUUAACUAUAUGAUCGUGCGUGAUCUCAGAGUAAUGCCAAGUAACAUUUCGGUUACAUUGUGUAAAUACUUCCUCCGUUAAUAGGUGCUAACUAAUGCGGAUAGCUUAACGCGAUAAUGUCGAUAAUACUUUACCGCGAUAUAUUCCGUCGCAAAUUAAUAUUCGUCAGUUUUUAACAUUUUAAGUUCUGUUUUACGCUUCCGUGAUCGACUUUGGUUCAAGUCCACUUCAAACGAGCCCGGAUUUGAAGUGUAUAUGAUGUGUAUCAGCGUUUCACUGGACAUGUACCGACCGCGUUUGUGUCCCCCAGCAUUCAGUUUAUCAUGUAUCAAAUACUGUGUAUUAUCAUCAUCAAAAUCGUUCUUAAUGCGAUGUACAGACGAUAUUGUGUCUCAUUAACUUCUUGUAAAACAAAUAUUACUCCAGUUUUAGGCUUUUCUAAACUGAACAUGAUAGAAAAAGGGCGCAAGUUUCUAUGUUUCCCGCAAGGGUCAUUGAAUUAGUGACAGCUUCAAUAUUUCCUCGCUGACGGUCAAAGACAAAACGUGAUGAGCGAUUGUGGUUUUAAUUAACUCGAUGUACAUGAAUCUGUGCGUCAGUAUUGAUCUAUUGACAGGCCGCAAAGUAAAACAAACUAUCAAACUAAAUAUCCGGUACAAAGGAGCGAAAGCCUCCUCAAUUCGUUGAUCAGGUUGAUGCUAAUUCGUAUGUAGUGAAUAAUUGUUUAAUCAAAGCUUGUCCUUUUCUAGAGCUACCAUAAUAAGUCCUUUAAAUAUUGUCUUAGAUAAAUAACGCCGGCUUUCAACUGGCAAAAGAUCUUUUCAGAUGGGUUCACUCCUGUUUCAAUAGGGCCAUUUAGUCUAGUUUGGGAGCAAAGCAACUUUCCGAAAACUAUGAUAAAUGAUAAACUUGCCGCGGCUUCGUACUUCCAGGUCAGUAUGACACAAAAACAAAAGGAGGGAAGAAAACAAGGAAAACAUAGCACUCUUGGAGUUCUUUUGUCUACUGUAAGAUAUUUAGUAACAAAAGAAUUUUAAAACAAAACUCGCAGACGUUGGCGUGACUUGAAAUUUAAUGAAGGUAAACAUACUCGCAUGGGAAAUAUUUGUGCCGAAAAAAAAGACUAAUUGAAAAAGUUAACUUUGGUGAGAUUUCUUCACUGUCUGACUCUCAAUAUUUUGACUGUGUUUUAAACGCAAUUUUUCGCUCAUAAAUGGUUUGGAUUGUGCUUAAAGUACAAAAAAAUAAUAUUAAGAAAAAUAUAAAAUAUCUACAUCACGGAUAAAAUCAAUGUUAGUAGUCAUCUUAAGAUUUAGGCCCGAAUCGUCAACAGCCCGUAGUAACUUAGAACUUCUUACGGUCAGCAAACCGCAUUCACUAUUAAAGCAUCAAAAUACCUUUUGUUUCAAUAGCUGGAAUAUUUGAAUAACAAAAGGAAAGUUUCGAAACAAAUUACAAGAUCGAGAAGUUACACAGUUUGUUUGUGUUUACCAAGAAAAUGAAUGCAUUUACAAAAUAAUGCGACAUCGGGAAAGAAACUGACCCGUUCCCCGAACUCAUAUUGUUCAUAAAUUAAUAAACAAAAAGGUAGAACCUAGUUCGAAUGCCAGGCUUUUUGCAAAACUUAGUUUCAGCAACCUGAAUGGCAAGCCAUCCGAGCGUUAAUUCAGAUCACAAAACUUUGAGUGCGAUCAGGCGAAGCCUUCCUAAGUUAAUCAAAGUGUCUUUUAAGUCUUCUACGCCAGUCAUUUCGGUUACUUUUCGACAAACCAAUUAUUCUAGGAAUUUCGUUCGAUCGCACUAAAAUAAGCUGAGCACUGCAAGCUUUGCCAGGACGAGGCUGAUCGGAAUGAACCGUUGGAUGGCUUGCCAUUCAGAGAGUCGUUGCUAUGUGGUAUCCAUGCACGUGACCAAGUUCUGCAAAGGGGGCCUAUAUUGGCCUAUAGUGACGUCACGACGACCAUAUUGGUGUUCCUAAACAAUACCGAACGGCGACCAUACUGGUGUUCCAAGCCAGUCUUGUGGGAUUUAAACUAUGUACUGGCGCUUUCUUUUGUUCCAAUGAAUUUGCAUAGAUGUUGGCCACGUGAGAGAAAACACUCUAUUAAAACUUCGAAAAGUAACCAGAAAUUAUAUUGUCCAGAGCCUAAUGCAUAAUUAAUUAUCACGUAUAUUUGGCAAUUUCAGUAAUUUUCUAUAUCACUUCUUGUAAUUAAGUUCGGCGUGUGAAUAGACAGUCAUAGCUUGUUGUUUUGGUCAACCAAAAAUUGUUCUAACCAAUCACAAAAAGGAUGAAACAUGAUUGAAAGACUGUCACCUUGCAUAUAUUUUUCGGGUGGUUAUCUUUAGUUUAAGAGUUUCAAGGAGGGUUAAAUUGACAUCCUCAGAAUUUCUUUUGCAAUUUAUUAGUCAACCUUUAUUACCAAAAACUAAUUUAGCAGGUUUUUUUUUUUUUUAAAAAUCGCUGCAGAAAAAGAAGUCCAUGUUAGUAGGGUUUAUCUCCCGGCGUUUGACGGGAUCCGGGGGAUGGUGUAUAGAAAGUCUUGGUAAAAGCACUUCUGACUCUCAUACAUUUUCCCAAACAGCCACCUCAAAACAAGACCAGUACAAAGCCAACGGGAUCAUGAACAACGCUUUCUCUGAUUAUCCCGCCGAGCGCCCUCAUACCUCCUCAUUCAUAGGCAGCAAUUCAUCUGUGUUUGACCCACACCUCGAUCAAGACGUGUAUAACGCGAACCGGCCACCGAAAGCAUCAUAUUUGUACAAGGAAAAACCAGUUGAGCCCCCGUACGUUUACAGAAAUGAAGCGCCAAGACGCCCUACUACAAUCUCAACAAGUGCUAGUACAGUUGGCUUUUUGCCUCCCAAGAAGAAGCAGCGCAGCAUACGUGGAAAAACUUGUGUUCUUCUGUUAUUAUUGCUGUGCUUUAUUAUUCUGUCUAUUGUUAUGAUUGUGUUGUAUGCCAGAAAAAAUGAACAGGGAAACGCGGGCAAAACAAAUGGAAAUAGCCAGCCAGUGGUGAGUAAACAUGUUCUACUUUGUCGCACUUCUCACUGCGCAAGAUAUCGCCUCUAGUUAGAAAGUAGGCUGUGCCAGGCUCUUAGAGAGUACAGACGUCACGAAAACAGGGUCAGAUCAAGGGGAAAAAAGACUCACGUACUGCGGCCUGCGUAGCAAGCGUUCCCGUGCGGUUUCGGAGCAAAGAACGAGGAACAAGAGUCACAGACCGCACGAAAAAUGACGCGAAUAAAAGAGCGGGGAGGGGGUGGGGAAGAAAAGUAUGAAACAAACCAUUGAUCGACGCAUGUCAAUAUUGUUCGACUAGCCAAGCCAAACAGGCGCCCCGUUCGCUAUCGAGCGGGGUUUGCAAAAUCCUGGGGUUUGUCUGCAAGCGUUUCAUUCCUUCCCCACCCUCUGCCCUCUCUUUCAUUUUUCGACUCUCGAUUUAUUUUUCGUGCGUCUAAAACCGAAAACCCUGUUCCUCAGUCUUGCUUUGCUCCGAAACCAAACGGAAACGUUUGCUACGCAGGCUUGGACGUGCGUGAUAUUGGGAACGGGCGGGGGCGGGAGAAUAACGUCCUUUCUCUCCCAGCCCCUCACGCAUUUUCUGCGUUAGUGUUUGAUUGGCUAACUAUUACUUUUUUUCUGAACCUUCGUGGUGUCAUGUAUCAUGGCUGACUUGGCAGCUUUCAAGCUUUUUUUUCAAGCCAACCUAGUCCAUGGGCUCUUUUCUUUUUGACCUAGCUAACAUUAUUUUGUAAUGAAGAUGAUAUGAACUUUGGAAAUACAAAUUGAAAUGAAAUUUAAGCAAUUGCAAAUCAACCCGAAAAUAAUUUUCUGGGUAUCAACGGGAUUCAAACUCAGUCAUAACAUAGUUAAUAAAGUGAAAUGGGUAUGAAGCCCGACAAAGGUCUUUAUUACACGUUUUUAUUAGCUGUUUUAAACUUGACCGUGGACAACGUUCAAUAGCAUUCCUGAUCAUUUGGAACUUACUGACCGAUAUAACUCAUCGCACUCUUUUAUUCAGUCACAAUUUAAAAAAACAAAUAAAGGAUUGUGAACGUCAGAGAGCUUCCAACUAAACUGCGGCAACGAUUUUUUUUUUAUCUUUGAUAUUUGCCGGAUUUCAUAACCCGUCUCCUCUGCUAGCUGUGGUCACGGCCACUACUUAAGCGCGGCAGUGCUCUACCAACUGGGCCGACUAAUUUAUUCUGUUCAUUGUAACUCCUAAGAGUGAUGAAACAUAACAGUUAGUUCUGUGUCCUAUUGACAGACAGGUGUUCCACCUACAAAACAAAAGCUCGACUGCAGACCUCUUCCAAAACCAGUCGCUUUUAAUCCGCUGCCAGCAAAUGUAUUGAAGGAGUUGAGUUCUUUAGUGUCCUUAAUUAACGCAGAAGUGGUAAACGAAGGACCGGUAAGUCCUGUCUUGUUGUUAAUGGAUGUGUCUCUUUUUGUUUCAGUAAUUAAGGUAUUGUUAUUUUUUUUCCCUCUUACGCUCUUCAUGACAAGACAAGUCAGGUAAAGAGAGAAUAAUCUUGGCCAGUUUUAUUUCACUUUUCAUUGGUAAAACAAAAGUUCAUGACAAAAAGGGGCAUUAAGUAACCUUUAUUAGAGUGGCAUAUACACGCAGAAACUAUAAGUUGGGGGAGUUGGAGUAACCUGAAGAGUUUUCAAGGCCAACUCCCAAAAGUGAGAUGUAAAAUUCUAUUUACAACUAAAUAAAUUUAUGGUGAAAACAAUGUAACUUACCUCUACCCAGCCUGCCUAGUGGGCGGAAAUUGUUACUCUUGGGAGUGUGUCAGGUGACCGCGAGAAACUGAUUCAAAGCGUCUGCUCCCCAUUCUCUGCACGGUUUCGCAAAUCCUCUGCCAACGCGCGCUUUGCCGGCGGUAAUGAUGGAUCCUCCCGGCGAUGCUGGCAAACUCUACUAAGCUUUGUUCAAUCAAAAUGCAGCAAUGGGUAUUCACUCCCAGCUGCUGUUUCACACUGCAGUUUGAGGAUUCUUUCACUCAAACUUUCUUUCUACACUCAAACGUUAGAACUGAAUAACCAGUGGAUCCCUCCAUGACUCAGGCAUUCGGCCGUUGGGCUCCCUUCUUGAUCCCUUAAACCUCCUGAGUUUUAGUUUAUUCCACGUUUACCAGCCUUUGAAUUAUUUUAUAGCGCUUACAAAGUUUUUGAUUGCGGCCAGUGUUGAGGUAGUUGUCCCUUAGGGAUAAUGUACGCGCUAAUAACGAAUUUUGUAAUUGUAAUGAUUAGUUGUUUUAUGUACUUGUAGAAAGCUGUAAGCGUCAACAUUGUGUAUAUGGACAAGGUAAUUUGGCAAAGGGAGUUUGGGGUCAUGAACAACUCUGAAACCAUUAAGAGGAAACCAACAUCAAAAACUAUUUUUCCAAUAGCAAGUGUAUCCAAGGUCCUCACGGUAAGAUACGAGACAUCAUAGUUUUUUAUUUUUUUUUAUUUUACGAGAAAAAACCCCGCUUUUCUAUUGUUUCUGCAAAUGAUAAGCGAUAUUAAGGUUAUUUUGUAGCUAAAAGAUUAGUGGGUUUUUUAAUUUGGGUCCUGUUUAACCUGUUUGGUCAUCGAAAUAGGACAAUAUCACGAUCUGAAGUCAUUUUACUACAACUACCAGAAUCCUUCAGUUUGUUGUCUUCUUGUGCAAAUCAAGGCUAAUGUUUUUUAAACCUCAGUGGGACUGACUGAUUUCAAUAAUAAAGCAAAUUCUUAAUGUUGUCAUCGUGAAAAUACGGUAAAAUUCCGAAAAUAAGCCCCUCAAUGGAUAAGCCCCCCAAAAUCGUAACGCAAAAACCCCUCUGUUAAAUCCGCCCCUCCGAAUAUAAGCCCCCGGGGGGGCUUGUACUUGCAAUUUGCCCUCGAAUACACUACAAGCUGGCCGAGUCGAUUUUGAAAAGUAAAUUUCUCUCCGUACGUAAGACCCUGCAAAAAUAUGCCCCUCAAAAAGGGCCUUUGAAAAAUAUAAACCCCGGGGCUUAUUUUCGGAACUUUACGGUAGCUUAUUACCGUUUGACAGUGACGGGUUUAUGUAUCAGAUUCUCGCAAUAAUCCCUGUAAGUGGAAAAUUCCAGCUGUAACGGUUGAUUUCCAGUGUCGAGUAAUUUUACGUGUGUACUUGCGUAAAAUUUACGUUCGCAAAUAAAAUAGAGGCAAUGCAUGAAAGGUCGCUCGUAAGCGUAAAAGUUGAACCUCGCUCAACUUCUCGUUUAAGCUCAGUACUUUUUAUCUUGCCUCUAUUUUAUUUACGUGAUUAAAAUUUACGUGCUUUAAGAUGCGUAGCCAAAAGCGAGUCAGUGGAAAUCAACCUCAAGUGGAAAGAAUUGCGUGAAUAGUAACCCGUAAGAAGUAUUCGUUCAUUGACAGUCCCGCUUCUUGAUAGUCCCGGAACACACCGAUUUUAGACCCUAGGAUGUGUGAAAUAGUUAAAAUGGCCUGACACGAUGGCGAAAGAUGAUGUUCUCAGGCCCAGUUCAAACGUCGAUCUUUUCAUGUACCGAACCUAAUCCCUUCAAUUUUGUACAUGAAAAGAUCGACGUUUGAAUCAAUUAAUUUCGACAUAUCUAAUUUGGGUCGACCCAUGAAUUAAGAUCGAGUGGCCCACAUCUCAUGUGUCGAACCUAAUGCAUAAAUUACUAAAAAUAUAUAUUAUUUUUUGCUUGUAGGCAUUUCAGACCAUUGAACAUCGUAAAAAUGAAUUGAGUCCGACUAAUUAAGUUCAACGUCUGAAUCAACCGUCGAACUUAUAUCAUUUGGGUCGACCUAAAUAGAAAUUAAGUUAGGUACAUGAAAAGAUCGACGUUUGAACUUGGGAUUUAGACUAGUUCCUAAACCCUCAAUUAUGUCUAAGCGCUGGUUUUUCUUGAAAGUUUACUUUCGACCUUCAGUAAAGCUUGAAACAUACACCGUGGAAAAGGGAAAUCUGAAUGCAUAAAAAAAAAACAUUGUGCAUGGCUAAUGAAAGGUGCAUGUUUGAUUUUUUAGACGUUAAUGCUGUACAAUUUAUACAGUCAAGGGUCCGUUAGAUCUCUUGAUGAUCCGGUGACCAACUAUCAAUUUGACUUUUCUGUGAAAAAUCCUUUUAAUAACGCACCAAUUACUUUAAGGUGAGUCUACUUUGACAUAAGAAAGGAAGUGUAAUGUAAAGCAUCGUUAUUCGGCUGCUCUUUGAAUAGUUUUCGAAAUUUUCAAUCGUUUCAUUAGGAGAACUAUCUCGUUAAAAGUAUACUGGAACUUUUUACAUCAUUCAGGAAAUGUUCAUCAUUUGUUUUGUCAGCCAAUGGAUGAAAAGAUCCAAACUUGGCCUCUUGGCCUCUUUGUUUUCCCGCCAAAGAAAACUGUAAUAUUGAGAAGGCAUUGUUCGAUUGGCCAAUCGUAUUGCAGUAUGAAGUCAAAGCGAAGUAUCGGUUAAAUUCCAGAAAGGUUUUAGGCAUGAAGUUUUUUUCACCCGAGCGUUCGUUCAACCAGCGAAAAGCUACCCUCGUUUGUACCCGUUCAAUAAACCAAUCAAAUCGCUCUAUUUCCGUUCGUUUGUUGUUUCUUUUUUCUUCGCGCGUUUUCAUUUCAAGGACAUGCGAAAAUCGCUCUAUCGUUCUGACUUUACAGACAGCUUGCAUCGCAUCGUUCAGGUCUACCAAGGGAGGCGCCAUGUUUUCCAGAUACAAAGGAUAAUCUCUGUCCUUAUACUCAAGAUCAGAUGAUACAAAGACUGAAGAAUACAACUCUACUAAAUGAACCUGGAAAAGAACCUCAGUACAGGUUGGCAAUCACGAUCAUUAUAUAGUGUCAACUGUUCCUCCCUCCCCACCCCCCGCCCCUCUCCCGUCUCCUCCCCUCUUUUUCGCCAUUAUCAUAACGCAAGUAUUUUGGAAUUUGUAUAGUAGCCACUCGGAGGACUUUAUGACUCUUUCCUUGGCACCAAAUUAAAUCAGUAACUUUAUACUCACUAAACACGGCCUACAACACCGUUCAUAUAAGUGCAAACAAUACAACAAUCACUUGCGUUCUUUGUGAACUCUUUUUUUCAACAAAAUUCAUGUUCACUUUUAAUUGAAACAAUGUAUGUCACGUAAACUUAAAUUUCGAGAUAAAAUCUGCUUUCUUUCUCAACCUCCAGAACCUAAAAUCCCAUUUGUACGACUACUAUAACAUCUACUGAAUUCGACCGACUCAUUUUGGUCUGGAUACAGAACUGCGAAAAAUGAUCAAUAAUAUCAGAAAUAAUGUUUCCGCUAGUAAGGAGUUUGUCAGGAUUGUUAACAAUCAACGUAGCAGAAGUUCUAUGAACGCGCGUAGGUUGGUCCACUGUUGGAAUAAGAUAACAGCUUUGCAGAGAGAGUAAAAAAUCCUCGCUUAUUUGAGAUGAUUCACACUUGAGUAGAUCUAUAUUAAAAUCACCCAUGAUAUAAACGUCCUUGUCCCCUGACUCCACGAUUUUAAUGUUGAAUUGAUAACUGUACGCUUCUGAGGCUUCGAUAGAUUUCCUAAUAUGAUUGGCAAGACUGAUUGAAAUUUCGUUAACUCUUGAGUCGAGCCCCUGAAUUUGCCUCUCAGCUUCCACUUUGAAGCGGAUGAAGUCGCCAUAUUGGCUUGACAUAAAUUCAAUUGAAUGCGCUUUUCCUGGUGACAAUUCCUUUUUCGCGUGUCGGCCAUGUUAAUUUUUGACAGGUCGUCGGUAACUUUCUGUAGUUUGUUCUUUAAUUCUUCAAUUUCGUUACACAAAGCUUGAUUUUGCUUUCGAAAACAUACCUAUAUGGCUUGUAUAAAAGAGAACCCCCGGGGUAUGAAUUGAGAGACAAACUUAUCCAGAACCCGGGGGGGGGGGGAUACUGCCAUAUAUGAGUUUUAUAGGUAUGUGCCGCUGUGAAGGGUAUGGUUUUCAAGCAGUUUACUCUAGGAUAGGGUAUAUAAAUCAGAGCGUUUGGGUAUAGAAUAGGGUAUCAUUUUUCAGAAAACUGAUCAGUUAGUUGAAGAUUUUAUCUAGACUAGGGAAACAGCUACUCUAGGAUAGGGGGGAUUUGGGGAGUCUACUCUAGUAUAGAGUAGCAAAAUUCAGCUGAACUAGCUCUGGUAUAGGUUACGGGUUCCAGGGUCCCAGCGGCACAUUCCCGCCCAGAAAUUCCUAAAGUACCCCCACCCCCCCGGUCUCCAGAAUAAGUACCCCGUGGAUCUUUGAAAAUAAGCUGUGAUUUCUUUUCUUUUCUUUUCUUUUUCGAUCUUUUUCUUUUUUAACAUCUUAUUAUUUAAUAUGUAUUCAAAGAAUCAAGAAUUUAAUUUGUGCCUUUUGCAGUACUGUGGGCUCUGUAAAUACUGUAAUACUAUACAAUAAAAGUUAACUUGUCAAGUAAAUUAUAAAAUAAAGUUCAUUGUUGUUGAAGUUGUUGCCUGCAUUGAGCAGUGAUAUAGUUACGAUGGAAACUGAAAUGAGCUGUGGUUCAAUUGAAAAUAUCCUUGAUCCGCAUUGGCUUGAAGUUACAGCCCCCGUUUUGAUCAAAUGAUAACACUGGGGCGGGACACCAAAAAAACGAGGUUGAUUGAAAACGAAAAUAACGAAACUUUUCCUUCUUAGUAACCUGGGUUUUGCACUACUCGGCCGAGUACUGGGUACAAGGUUUGGCAGAAUUGGUGGCGGAUUUGAAGAAUGGAUGAGAGACAAUUUGUUAGUCACCCUUGGAAUGACAGAUACAACCUUCAAUUUGGAUGCGAGGUAGGAUUUUCCAGAUAUGAUUUACAGUAAUCUAUGAUGAAAAAUCCUUUUUAACAAAUUAAAUAAUAACACCGUAACAUUUGAAUCAGAAAGCAUGUCUUGUGAUUCCUUUAACAAUGCGUUUUAGUUUACAAGUGCAGCCAUUGUUUUGGACUCUGAAGACAAUAGCUACACUCGUAAAUUACACUUGUAAAAGUUUUAUUAAAUUGACCCCAGCAUGUAAAAAUCAUGAAUUGGAAACAAUUCUGAAGGAACGUGUAAGCUUUUUCUUGUGAAAUAAUGUGUUAUUGAGCACUUAAUUUGCUACUUACUAACGAAGGGCGAUCCCUCCCGAACGAAAUUCCAUGAUAAAACCCUUUCCCCAAAUUUCUAUCUAGCAUGGUUAACCGAAUUUCGCUGAUGUUGUCUGGAAAGGUGUCCCUUUUGAUGUCUUCGAAGAACUGAAAAGGAUACGCAAAUUGCAUGACGACUUUACUACCCACCUCCAUAAUUUAGGCUGCCGGGAUUCGAACCCUGACCCUCAACUGGGAAGGGUGUCAGUAAAAGGCGGGUUCAAUGUCGCGAUCGGGAUCGGGAUCGGGAUCGGAAUUGGGGUCUAUCUUUUUUUAAAAGAAUGCUGUUUUAGUGUUAGGGUUGACUCUAACCCUAACCCUAACCCUAAAAAAGCAUUCUUUAAAAAAAAGAUAGACCCCAGCAUCGGCCCCGACCCCGACCCCAACCCUGCGUUACUGGGAGCUGGUCAUUAAUUAAAUUUUGUAACUGCAUAAGUUGUGCCUUCAACUGCGAAGAUCUUCUCUGCAUUCAUUUCUUCACUCCGCAGUUCCAACAUUGUUCUGAUAUAUGAAAUUCAUAUACACGUUAUUUCAUCCACAAUUUAGUCUGAAUUUUUUGACUUCAAAUGACAAUGACUACGACAUGAUUUAUUUUUUAAAAUUUGCUAUAAUGUUAUGUUAUCUAAAUCAAAUCUAAAUCUAAGGUCAUCAUAUACUAAAUUGAUAACACCUUAUUUUUCGUUUCCAUUUUUUCAGUCUUAAGCAGCGUAUUCCAGUUGGCUACUUAAGCAAGAAAGGAGAAUUCCACCGUGUUCUAGAAUGGGGCUGGUUAAAUCCAGGCGGUGGUGCAUUCUCCACUGUAGCAGAUCUAGCUAAGGUGAAAAACCAAAGAGUGUGUGGGACUCCGAUAUGAAAAGGAUGGGGGUGGGGGUAUUCGUCUGAAAAUUAUUACUACACCCCUAAAGGACACCAAACUGGGUGUGAAUCACGCUAAAUCAGGCUAAAUUAGACCCCAAAGGAAACCAUGCACAAUAUGACGGGAUUUGGUUUUGUAUAAAGAUUUUUUCUUCGCAAGUGAAAGGUUUAAAACCAAAAGUCUGACAUUUCAGGAAGGUGGGACAUGAUCGUCUCGGUGAGUGUAGUUCUGAAUAAGACUGUUGUUGGAAGUUGCUCAGACGUUUCGACAACCUGUUCGGUAAUGCAUCUUCAAAGUCAAAGUGAGUUGCAUCUCGUCAGUUGAUGGUAUUAAACUCUGGUUACUGACCUGAUUGGUUGAAUUAAGUAUUGGUCAAUUAUCGGUCGUCUGUGAGUUAAGCUGUGAUGUUAUUGGCUAUGAAUGUCACGGGUUAACUGACAGACGAGCUAUAACUACAUCGCGACCUAAUAUACCAGUCCGGUCAAUAACCUGUCCGAGUUUAACUGACGUGAUACAACUCGAUGCUCUAAAGAUGACUACCGCACAGGUUGUCGAAACGCCAUUUACUGCCAACAACAGUCCUAUUCUGGACUAAGUUCACCCGGACGAUCAUGCUCAACCCACUUAUGAGAUCUUCUUUACUCACAACCCUAAACCAGCGGUAACCGUAUGGGUAAAAAUGUUAACUUUCCGCCCUUAACACCCUAAAUGAGACCAACCCCAACGUAACCAUCAAUUUUAUCUGUGAGUCCCCCCUUCCGCGGAGGCAAGACAUCAGUGUUUCCCUCGUUCUUUUAUUUUUACACCCUGGUGAAAAAUUUGCGCGUGGAUAUGAUAUGUUGCCCUAAAUUCAAUUACGUUACCAUGUAUUCGGCACGGAGGUUUCUGCAACAAGAUAAGAGGCAUUUUAAAUUGUACUUUAAUAUAAGCCAGGACAUUUAAAAUUUCACAGAGUUCGUGCACGGACAGGACUGAACCCUCCUCAUCGGGGCCAGCCAUUUCCCUCGUGCAGUAAUCAGCUCCUGUCUUGUCGUGUUACUAGGGGGUAACAAUUUGAGAAAUUUAAGUAUUAAUUUGUUUUAUUUUUGCAUGCUCACUUUCAGCUGGAGAUAGCUCUUUUCAGAGAAGGAUCAAGCAACAGAUAUCUGCCUAGAGGGUAUACGGAUUCAUUUUUUGCGCCAGGUACUGAACUGAUGAUCUACCUGUUAGUAGCUAAGCCAUCUGUACAUUUUUACAUUUCAUUAGCUAUGUUGACUGAUUGGUUAACUUCGUAUAUCUAUUUCUUUACUUUAGGUUACAUUCUUCCAGAUGGAAAAGGUGAUGUUGUUGGAACGCCAUGGGAAAUGAAAAUACUCGAUGACAUGGUUAUAAGACAGAAAAGCGGCUACAUUUAUGGCUAUGAUUCAAUUGUUUCAAUACUUCCAGAGAUGAAAGUUGGUAAGGAUCCUUAAUAUUCUGUACAACCCACAUCUUGUGCUCUGAGUGCGCUCGCAAAGCUACCGUGUAUGGCUUGAAUUACACAAGCCUUAAAAGACACAGUACACAGUAGAGAGCUUAAGCAUCGAGACUCACUGAGCUCCCGGACAUCAUGAAUAGCAACCGGAAGGUGGAUGCUUCACUUAAUGGAACGCUUCUGUCUGACCAACGAAUCUGAAUUCCCUUAAUAGAACCCCCGUUGUACGAAUUUGUCGAGUUAGAGCAUUGAAAGAGAGAUCGAAAAUGUUAACUUCCGGUUGUCAUUUUUGCCGUUCCGGACGUCAAGGUUCUUGUCGCGUAAGGUCUCUUAUUCCCCACAACAAGUUUGUCCCCAGGGCCUUUCCCUUAGGUAAACUUUUUCCGCCCCUCCCAUUUUCUAAGGCAAAAGUCCUCAGGACGAGGUCGCUCUUGAGUUGCAGUAAAUUAAAUUUCAGACUAUCUAAUUUUUUUGUUCGCCGAAGACCUCUAAGCCAAUCAAAGCGGAGUAGAUUGCUAGCAAUUAUGGUCCAGAAAAGCAAAUUUUCAGGCAAAAAAAAACCUUGGAUGCUAGGAGUAGGAACCCUACCUAUAAGUGCUACCUAUAUAGUGCCGUGUGGAGACGUUUGCGAACAAAGGAAUAUCGUUGGAAAGCAAAUCACAGAAAUUGUAAGACGGUCUGUCACGUUUAGAACAUGAAAAAGGUCGGGGCUCUUUGAAGGUUUGCAGAUGCUAAACCAAGAGCAGUUCCACCUAAUCAAGCGAAACGCGCGAGAUACGACCACGCGCAUAACUGAAGGCGCGAAAUGGGAGAGGUGUGAAAUGGUUUUGACGGAUUGUUGAUAGUUUGUUAUCAACGAUUCAAGCAUCAGCAACGCACAAUUCAUUUGCUCUGGCUAUGGGAGAAGUAUAUUCUUUUUCUUCUCGGGCUGCCUCCCUUGUUUCUCGUGUCUCAAGGCGUGCACUCCCCUCACUAUUCUAGAUGUGAAGAAAACGAGAGACUGCUCGCAAUACACGUAGAUGCACGCAUAUCACUUAUAUUUAGGAAUCCUGACAUUGCCGCUUCUUUUCAUGAUAUAAGAGGUCUAAUAGUUAAACGUCAAUUACUGAGAACAAAUGAAGUAACUAUGAUUAGUUUCAGACUAGUUUAGUAACUGUGAGUUUACACAUAAUGAAGACAUGUACAUUCAGGGAAGCAAAUAGUCUUGGGGUGUAAUAAAUGCAAAGAAGAUAAUUGCAAAGAAGAUAAUCGCAAAGAAGAUGAUCUUCAACAUAUGAAAUCAUUUCGUCUUCAUCUUUCCCUAUUACAAACCAAUUUAAUGACCAUCUCCCAGUUAGCUUGCUACCACCGGUAUCGCAGAGGUCAUGUUUCAAUUUUUAGCCAACCUGAAUUUUCAGGCUUUCUUUUCGCAACUGCAUAAGAUGCGAUUCUAACUGGGAUGAUCUUCUUUGCAUUUUUUUCUUCAUCCCGUGGCUCCAAUACAUGUAUUCAUAUUAUCAUCAUUAUUCACGGUGCACUCGCGCUGUUGGUGGAUUACAUUUUCGACUUCUACUUACUUUUCUGUAGCGAUGAACAUCUUGUGUACAAACUGCGGAGAACUCGCCAAUGAAGUGAGAAGCACUUUUACCACCAAGAUCCUCCCCGCAUUUAAGGAAGCUCUGACUAAUGUCCAAAUGCAGGUGCGUAGCUUCUCUUUUAUGGACUGAGGGAGAGCUUAAGUUGAAAAGAGAGAGGAUCUCACUCGGAUUCUCUUUCCCUUCUCUCUAUAGCUUGAGAAUGACAGCCGCCAUUUCGCGACGCCACUGGUGGUUUCUCCACGAAAUAACGUAUGAAAAACGAGCGCAGAAAUUCCAUUUUGAUGGCGUGUCACUACCCAGAUAUGGGUAGUGCUUAUGCAGAUUUGCAGCCAAUGAGAAGCAUUUGCGCUUUUUCAGGAGCCCAUCAAAUGGAGCCCCCAUUUCCCAUACAAGCCCUUGGAAUCAACCCUUUCCCGAGUAGAUUUAUAAUUAGAACGGUUCCCAGGGGAGACUUCGCGCACCGACGGUGGGAAGAGCCAAUCACAACGACGAAAUGACACUGCUAUUGUACUUCAUCAAACGACAGGAAAUUCGGUGUUGACAGGCCAAACACAAUCAUAAGCUAGUGAAACGUAACCUGCGAUCAGGAAACGUGACUUAAGCGUUCAGAGAUUUUCUUUCUUUUCUUUCUAGCCGGUAGAUUAUACUGUGGAGAGUUUUAAACUCUGACUAUGUUAAUCUUUAUUUUGGCUGCUUGUCUCACUUUAAGAGACCAUGAAGCUGGUCUGUUAGAUGCAUAAUGAUUAACUACUACCUGCAGUCUGUAAUUCUGACAGGAUUCGUUUUCUUUACCCAAUUUUUGUAAGCGUUAAGGUUAUUAUUUCGGCUAAAUGACUCAAUAUUAAUCAAAUUUCUAGUUUUUCAAGUUUUUUUUUUCCGAAAUCCGUUUAUCUGAAAAAAUACUUGUAGUCCUUGUGGUUGUUUUGUCCGUCAGCUAGUGUGAUGAUUCCCUGCUAUGUUUUGUAACGCCGGGCCCAGCCAUUGUUUUCUCACAAAAAAGUGAUCUACAGAUGCGAAUUCGAAGGAAAGAACUGAGCCUAAACUUCUACAUCAACUGCUGAGAAUUGUCCUGUCAGUCAAUCAUAAUUAUUUUGUCGCAGAUACAAUCCAUUUUGUUUUUCUUGAGACAAGUGGGUCUUUGGACUGGAGCGCGAUGUCACAAAUUCCUCCCUAGCAAAUUACUUUUCAGUUAGCUUCACGGUCGAGCAACUUUUCUCUUCUGUUCAACUUUUCAAGUGCCAGUUUUAUCAGGCAACUCUCAUGGUGAUGCAAGUCAGUUGUAGAGGAAGACUGCAAUUUCUCAAAUUUCGGAAAUAAAGCAUUCCUCGUUAGUUGCUACUUAGGUCAUCGCUUUUGCACGCGGUGCUUAACUGGCGAAAUCCACUCCACGGUGAUGACAAAAAUCAAAUGAUGAUCCUGGCACUUUUUCGGCGCUGAUCAUCGAAAAGUUCCAAAUCGUCNUAGUGUGAUGAUUCCCUGCUAUGUUUUGUAACGCCGGGCCCAGCCAUUGUUUUCUCACAAAAAAGUGAUCUACAGAUGCGAAUUCGAAGGAAAGAACUGAGCCUAAACUUCUACAUCAACUGCUGAGAAUUGUCCUGUCAGUCAAUCAUAAUUAUUUUGUCGCAGAUACAAUCCAUUUUGUUUUUCUUGAGACAAGUGGGUCUUUGGACUGGAGCGCGAUGUCACAAAUUCCUCCCUAGCAAAUUACUUUUCAGUUAGCUUCACGGUCGAGCAACUUUUCUCUUCUGUUCAACUUUUCAAGUGCCAGUUUUAUCAGGCAACUCUCAUGGUGAUGCAAGUCAGUUGUAGAGGAAGACUGCAAUUUCUCAAAUUUCGGAAAUAAAGCAUUCCUCGUUAGUUGCUACUUAGGUCAUCGCUUUUGCACGCGGUGCUUAACUGGCGAAAUCCACUCCACGGUGAUGACAAAAAUCAAAUGAUGAUCCUGGCACUUUUUCGGCGCUGAUCAUCGAAAAGUUCCAAAUCGUCCACAGAACGCUGAAUCGUCGACUCUUUUCGAAGUGCAUGCUUACAUGUUGAAUAUAUGACGACAUAUAAAAACACUCGCAAAGAUAACUUUCAGUGAUCCUCAGUUCGCUGCCUUUGUCCCAUCGCUUCAUGCUCAGUCUCAUUCGGGUAAUUCAUUAACUUUUAUUUCAUGAUACCCAGAUCUCAGCGGCUGUAAAAUCAUAAAAAUGGACGUAUAGUAAAAAGGAAAACGGUCGAAGGAUGGGCUUCUGAGUUCGACUUCAUCCAAACUUUUUUCACGAUGACAUACGAGGCUCACGGAAAUAUGACACUUUUCCCGGGAAACAAGCCGUUCUAUUUAUAAAUCUACUCGGGAAAGGGUUGACUCAAGAAAUUAAUGGAGAUGGAGGCUCCAUCUGGCUUUUUCAAAUAAUCCACAAAAGCAUAGCCAUCACGCAGAUAUAAGAAACAAAAAUAAUAACGCUAAGAAUUGCGCAAGGACUCACUUAAAGACGAUUAGCACUACCCAGAUCUGGGUAGCUAGAGUUGCACGUCAACAGUAUGGACCUUCUGCGCUCGAUCGUUUCUCAGACGGCAUUUCGCGGGAAACCACCGUUGGUGUAAGAGUCGCAAAAUGUCGCCUGUUUUCUCAGGCUAUUGCAUUUGUCUCUUGUGUAGAAUUGACACUUAGCUCCUUAUGAAACCCGUACUGCACUCGAAGGCAUUACUAUAGGCUUGAUCUCCGCCGCUCUCUCGGUCCUCCUCCGCGGGAGAAGCGCGGGCUCAUUUCCCGAACAGCGGCUGGUAAUCGAGCCUAGCAUUGUGAUAGCAUCACACAAAACGUCAUCACGGGGAGACGACUCGAGCAUUGAGUUGGUUUAUCUGGUAUGUAUAGCCUUCAUCCGGGCAGAUAGCUGCUUCCUUCUGCCAAAUGGUAGCCAAUGCGCAGGCUCAAAUAUGAAACUUUCCCGUGACUUCAAACUAUCCCUGAAGAAUUACGCCAGGGCUCUUAAAGACGAUUAGAUAUGUACAGUCACCACUUAACUUGUAUCGCUGAAACAAAGUGGUACAGGCAGAAAGAAGUUAAGGGAAGAGGCCGAUCAUAUUCCACCUAUAUCGGUCCUUUUACUUUUGUGUUUAAUCCAAAUUUAAAAUGUUGUAAUGUUUUUCAUCUUAUAUUUUAUCCAGAAAAUUGUGAACCCUCCCGAUACAAAGCCAUUUCUUGGAGUUUUCCUNACGUCAUCACGGGGAGACGACUCGAGCAUUGAGUUGGUUUAUCUGGUAUGUAUAGCCUUCAUCCGGGCAGAUAGCUGCUUCCUUCUGCCAAAUGGUAGCCAAUGCGCAGGCUCAAAUAUGAAACUUUCCCGUGACUUCAAACUAUCCCUGAAGAAUUACGCCAGGGCUCUUAAAGACGAUUAGAUAUGUACAGUCACCACUUAACUUGUAUCGCUGAAACAAAGUGGUACAGGCAGAAAGAAGUUAAGGGAAGAGGCCGAUCAUAUUCCACCUAUAUCGGUCCUUUUACUUUUGUGUUUAAUCCAAAUUUAAAAUGUUGUAAUGUUUUUCAUCUUAUAUUUUAUCCAGAAAAUUGUGAACCCUCCCGAUACAAAGCCAUUUCUUGGAGUUUUCCUGGUUGAGGGAAUCCCUAUUAUAAAUCAUAUGGAAGCAAAGAUAAAGGACGGACACAUCCAUCUUCUUCUCAACGGCCUCCUCGAUUAUUUCAUUUUAAACUACACACAGCCAGAAACAUUCAAAAUCAUUAUCCCAGCAAAUCUUCCUUGCGACACUACCUUUACUCUUGGAGUAAAUCAAGACCUUGUCGUGUACGAUAGUCCUUCGAAGGUGGAUGGGCUAUCUGACAGAUUUACAAUGUAUGGCGCACAUCCAAGUGGAAGAACGUACUUUUACAGAAAUCGGACGUCUAGCUCUACGUGA
Molecule: messenger RNA, 18132 nt
Organism: Porites evermanni
Lineage: Eukaryota; Metazoa; Cnidaria; Anthozoa; Scleractinia; Poritidae
Source: the annotation of a GenBank genome assembly